GCCACUCUUAACUUUUGACAAGGAAUACGAUGGAAAUGGACUUAAAGCUUGAGGUGAUGGGGAGAGAAGUGAUCAAACCUGCUACACCCUCACCAAAUAAUCACAUUCAACUCUCUCUUCUCGAUUUUUCCGUUCCUGCAAUGUACGUGUCAACCAUCUUCAUCUACAAAUCUGAAGAACUAGUCAGCGCGUCGCCCGAGAUCAUCUCAAAGAAACUGAAAAGCUCUCUGUCUGAGACUCUCUCACGCUUCUAUCCACUCGCUGGAGAGAUAGAAGGCGUCUCUAUCAACUGCAACGACAAAGGAGCUGCCUACACCGAGGCACGCACCAAUCUCCUUCUCCCUGAGUUCUUGAAAACCCUCAACGUUGAAUCUCUAGAGGAACUCCGGCCAAAGAUCGCCGCCAGAGAUUCCCCAACGGUCUGGCCAUUGUUGAGUGUCAAUGUCACCUUCUUCGGGUCUGGUUCAGGAGUGGCUGUCUCGGUCUGUGUCUCUCACAGAAUCUGUGACGCUUCUUCAUUGCUUACCUUGGUAACAGAUUGGUCAGCCACCAUGGCAAACAAAAAGUCAAAUGUGAGCACUCAUCAGUUUGCUGAGGCCACCAUUUAUCCUCCUGCUCCUCCUCACAUGGCUCAACUACAGUCCCCAACAAUGAACUCAAAGAAGUGCAUAACGAACCGUUUCGUCUUUGAGUCCUCCAAGAUCGCUGAGCUCAAGCGCAAAGCCGCUAGCCCAAGCGUCACGAUGCCUACACGUGUGGAAGUUAUCACGUCAGUUAUAUGGAAAUGUGCUAGAAAUGCGUCGCAGUCUAACUUGGUCGCUCCAAGGUCAACGCUCAUGUUCCAAGCCGUGGACUUGCGGCUUAGGGUUCCUUCUAGUGUUUUGUCACCGGACGCUAUUGGUAACCUUCAGACAGCAUUCUUUCUCAAGAAAGACGCAGAGAGAAAACUUGAAAUAGACGAAAUCGUGACCGCAUUCAGGACGGCCAAAGAAGAAGUCAACAAGAUGUUAAAAGAUAAUGUCCAAAGCAAUACACUUGGUCAGGGUUUGUUGAACGUGAUGGGAAGUUUUGUGCCUGAGUACAAACCGGACAGAGACAUAUACACAAUGUCUAGCUGGUGCGGAAAGCCUUUCUACGAGGUUGACUUCGGGUGGGGUAGUCCGGUCUGGACAGGAUCAGCUUCACAUACCAUAUAUGAUAACACAGUGUUUAUUGUACUGAUGGACUCAAAGGAUGGUGAAGGUGUAGAAGCAUGGAUAAGCUUACCUGCUGAAGACAUGUUUGUGUUUGUUCAUGACCAAGAGUUGCUUGCUUAUGCAGUCCUAAAUCCCCCCGUCACAAUCUAAACAAAUAGCCAUAUCUUUUUAUUGUUUGGAGGAAAGGGUUAAAAAUAUCCAAUUCUUGAUUUAGUUUUUUUUUCUUCAACUGGCUUUUGUAUUUUGCUUGAAUAGAUUGAUAAUCAUUUUAGAUUUCAUGCUAUUUGAUGUGUUUACAACAAUGACUUGUAUGUGCUCGAUAUGGUUUACUUUAAUUUCUGUUGUUG
This is a messenger RNA of Eruca vesicaria subsp. sativa (arugula), 1543 nucleotides long. The record is from the annotation of a GenBank genome assembly. Lineage: Eukaryota; Viridiplantae; Streptophyta; Magnoliopsida; Brassicales; Brassicaceae.